Molecule: messenger RNA, 2425 nt
Organism: Pantherophis guttatus
Lineage: Eukaryota; Metazoa; Chordata; Lepidosauria; Squamata; Colubridae
Gene: NKX6-2
Product: NK6 homeobox 2
Biological process (GO): regulation of transcription by RNA polymerase II; cell differentiation
Cellular component (GO): nucleus
Molecular function (GO): DNA-binding transcription factor activity, RNA polymerase II-specific; RNA polymerase II cis-regulatory region sequence-specific DNA binding
Source: RefSeq, a predicted model, not a curated record
GCGAGGUUAUCAGCGCAUCUUGUCCCGAGCGGAGAGUCCUUCGCCGAGGCGUUUUCGCAGGCGGGGAAGCUCCGCGGAGGCCGGGAAGGCAAAGGGGAUCGCGUGGAGGAAAAAGGCUCUGCAGGAUUUCCAAUCGGGGCUUUUUUUUUUUUUUUUUCCUUCCCAAAAAGCAGAAAAGCCGCCAGAAAACUGGAGCGGGCCGGUGGGGUUCCUCCCGCGCCUUCUUUCCCGGGCGACCGCCACGCCCUGGUCUCCCUCCACCCUUGGCCUGCGGACGUCUCACCCCGGGCGAUCGAGGCUGGGCUGGCCCUCCUCGGCCAACAAGCGGGACUCGGGACGAUCGCGGCCUCUGCUCGGCGCCGUCCACGCGGGGCCAAACUUGGCGAGCCGCCUCGGUUCGCUCGGCUGCUACUUUCUGCGCGCCGCCGGGGAGGCCGAGGAGGGUCCCGACUUCGCUUUCUCCGAGUUGGAGGACGGGAAGCGGCGGCGGCGGCGGCGGCUCCCUUUUCUCCCCUCCUCUCCCUCCUUCCCCUCCCCCCCCGCUCUUCUCCUCCUCCCCUCCCCCGCCGCCGCCCCCCCUUGAUGCUCCCCGAUGUUAGCCGUGGGGCAGAUGGAGGCUAACCGCCAGGGCGCCUUCGUGCUCAGCAGUACGCCGCUGGCCGCGCUGCACAACAUGGCCGAGAUGAAGACCUCCCUCUUCCCCUACGCCUUGCAGAGCCCGGCCGGCUUCAAAGCGCCCGCCCUGGGCGGCCUCAAUGCGCAGAUCCCGCUGGGCACGCCGCACGGCAUCAGCGACAUCCUGGGCAGACCCGUGGCCGGCGCUGCCGCCGCCGCUGCCGCCGCCGCCGCCGGCAACCUGCUCUCCGGCCUGCCCCGCCUGAACGGACUGGCCGCCGCGGGGAUGUAUUUCAACCCGGCCGCCGUCUCCAGAUACCCCAAGCCCUUGGCCGAGCUGCCCGGCCGGCCCCCGAUUUUCUGGCCCGGAGUUAUGCAGGGAUCGCCCUGGAGGGAUCCCCGGCUCGCCUGUCCCGCCCAGGCUGGGAUGGUUUUGGACAAGGACGGCAAGAAGAAGCACUCGCGGCCGACCUUCUCGGGCCAGCAGAUUUUUGCGCUGGAGAAGACGUUCGAGCAGACGAAAUACUUGGCCGGUCCGGAGAGAGCCCGCCUCGCCUACUCGCUGGGGAUGACGGAAAGCCAAGUCAAGGUCUGGUUCCAGAACCGUCGGACCAAAUGGCGGAAGCGGCACGCCGCCGAAAUGGCCUCGGCCAAGAAGAAGCACGACUCGGAGACGGAGAAGCUGAAGGAGAGCUCGGAGAACGAGGACGACGACGAGUACAACAAGCCGCUGGACCCCAAUUCGGACGACGAGAAGAUCACGCGGCUCCUCAAGAAGCACAAAGCGGCCGCGGCCGCCGCUGCCCCCCUGGCCCUCCUCAGCCCCUGCAGCAACGCCUCGGAGCCCUCGUGACUGCGGCCAGGCCCGGCCCGGCCCUGACCCGUCCCUCCGUCCCGUCCCUCCGUCCUUUCCGCCGGCCAAGCAGGGUAGUCGACGCCAGCGUCGCGACUGGCCGCCGCCACGUCGUGUACAGCCCCGCGUGUCGGGAAAGUCCUUUCUGUAUAAAUAUACAUAUACAUAUAUAUAUUUUUACCGAAUAAGUUAUGGCAAAGGAACCGCCGCCCUUUUCCUCUUCACCCCUGUCCGUUGCGCAGGAAGGGAAGAAAAAGUUAUUGCGGCCUUCGGGGGGCAACGCCUGGGUUUCUUGGCCUUCCCGCCUCCUUUUUCCACCCCGCGUCCCCCCCCCCGCUUUUGACUUCGAGAACCGAAGCUACCGGUUCGAUUGGAAAGAGCAGCGCAUCUGCAGCCGGGCCGCGGGGCCUUUAAAGCGGGCUUCGCGAGGGCCCGGCAACGUUGUGUAAAGGCAGAGGCUCGGCUCAGGCGUAGCUGGCUAGGCGGAGGGUAUUGUAACCGGGACUUGCUCAUUGAGACCCGGCUCUCCUAGAGCAGCGGCCUCCUCCCCCACAACCUUUUGGGCACCAGGGGCCGGUGGUUCAGUGGAGAAAGCACCGGAGGGGCCGUGGUUUUGGGUACUGCCUGCAUUCCGCGGAUGGGGCGUCGCUCGUUUGCGCGGCCCGGUUGCUGGCAAUUGCCGCGGCCCGAUGCCAAGGGGGGGUUGGGGACUUCUAGGAUGGGCAGUUGUGGCUCUUUUUAUAACCUGUGGACUUCAACUCCCAGAAUUCCUGAGACAGCUUGGCAGCUUCUCAGGACAGCUUGACACCUUCUCAGGAAUUCUGGGAGUUGAAGUCCACAGGUUGUAAAAGAGCCACAAUUGCCCACCCCUGCUCUAGAGUGUCAUCCUAGACCCCCUAACUAUGGAGCAAAGCCACCUCCCUUUAAGGCAGUGUUUCUCAACCUUGGAAGCUUGAA